This is a messenger RNA of Fusarium pseudograminearum CS3096, 1326 nucleotides long. RefSeq lists its product as uncharacterized. Gene Ontology annotation, biological process: regulation of transcription by RNA polymerase II. Gene Ontology annotation, molecular function: DNA-binding transcription factor activity, RNA polymerase II-specific; protein dimerization activity; RNA polymerase II cis-regulatory region sequence-specific DNA binding. Bases 1 to 1326 code for a protein of 441 amino acids. The transcript is spliced from 2 exons. Lineage: Eukaryota; Fungi; Ascomycota; Sordariomycetes; Hypocreales; Nectriaceae. The record is from RefSeq and is a predicted model, not a curated record.
AUGGGUUCGUCGCAACCACCCCCAGACCCUUUUGGGCCUUUUGGCUAUCAAAUGGCUUCUGACCAAGAUCCUCCUAUUGCCGAUCCGCCCGAGCCCGCCCCUGGUGCUCCUCUCUUAUCAGAAAAUGACAACAAAGUCCUUUCAACCUUUUUCGACGACAUGACAACUGAUCAUUACAACGUGUCCUACGGCGAGGGUCUACACUUCAGCGAUAAUUGGUUUGAUCUUCCUCCACAGUUUAUGGGAUCUAGUACUUCGUUUGGCCAACAGCCUGGAUCUUCGUUGGGCGAACCGUCAUCGCAAGGGCUUUCUCAUAACAUCCAUGAAUUUCACGGCUUAACAUCUAUGGGAUCCCACAUGAUGCCUCCUCCACCGCCACCCCCGAUCCAUUCACAACACCAGAGCGAGCAUGGGCGUGCCUCUGAUGACGUGAUACUUGCGGCCGCGACUCUCGUUCAAAAUAAUGGUUUAAACCAGCGACAUCAGUCAAAUGGAGUGGAUAAUCCAGUGCAAAGGCCAAUAGGUCCUCCAGUAGGGCACCUCCGUCAUCAGCCAUUGGAAGAGUUUCGCGAAGAACACCGGCGCAGUGUAGCAGCCAGCGAGCAAGAGCACUAUCCGGAUUGGAAUAUGGGGGCCCAUGAGUUGCGCCAGCAUCGAGUACCACCCAUCGAGUACCAGUGGGGUUCCGAUGCCAAUUUCAACCAAAUUACUUAUACUCCAAGCUCAGAGAAGGAAACCAGCGAGUCUCUAUCUAAAGAUCAAUUGGAGAUGCUCAAUUGCCUGGCCCAGAGUCAGAGUGCCGGCAAUACACGGCCUAACAGUCCACUUCAAGCCAAAGCACAACUCCCACAUAGUAGACUAUCUGAGUUCUCGAAAGUGCAAGAGGUAAACACGCCCCCUAGGAAAAGGAGAAAGAGUAGAAACAGCAAGGAUGCGCCAAAUGAUGAGACACAAGACGAGGCCGGUAUCGCAAAGCCUGUUCGAAGGCGAAAACCCAAGGCGGAGCGUGUAGGCUCGAUCACCUCACAUGUCGUCAAUGAGGUUUCUAGCGGAAAGCGUCGAAAGUCGGCGGUCAACGCAGCCAAGUUGUCAAGAGAAAAUCUUUCAGAAGAACAGAAACGCGAAAAUCACAUAAAGAGCGAGCAAAAAAGGCGUACCCUUAUCAAGGAGGGCUUCGACGAUCUAUGCGAGCUUGUUCCUGGACUUCGCGGUGGUGGUUUCAGCAAAAGUACCAUGCUUGCAAUGGCUGCGGAAUGGCUGGAGGAUCUACUUAAAGGAAACAAAGCUUUGGAGGCUCAGAUUACCACUCUGGAAGAACACCCAUGA